UGUUGAUUAAUGAAAUUCACACUAGUCAUGAUAUUUAUGUUUUUUAAUUUUAUCAACGAUUCAUGUUAAAAUCGCGCUUAACCUAUAAAUGUAUUGAGUAACAUGGCUACUUGGAUAUCCGUAACACCGCGGCUUGAACGUGGCCUAAAAAUAGCAAAUCAAAUAGAUAACAGUAAAUUUCGAUUACUCAUAAAUCGUAUUUGUCAAACACUACAGUCUAACGUAAAUCCGAAAAUAUUCAGUGAAGAAGAGGAAGAAAAGUUAUUGAUUUCUCUGGACUUAAAUAAGGAUGAUUUAGUUUCACUUUUAGAUGCAAUAAUAUCAAUUUAUAAGCAAGCAGCAUGCAACAUAGUAAAAUCACAAACUUUGGAAAACACUUUAAAGGAUACCUUUAAAACCAAUGAAGAUAAAGUUCAAAUAUUUCUGAAUGCAUGGAUUACUUAUGGCAAAUGCAUAAUUGAUAACUUUAGACAGCAGUCUAUAUUUCCUGUUCAGGUUAAAGAUAUUGAUUGGUGUCUAAAUAUUCAAGCUGCAUCUUCCACUAUUAAAAAGGAUGUGCGUCCAAUGACAUUGUUGCAACUGAAUUUAACAGGAGAACAAGAAUCUAAAUUAACUGUUGAAUUUGAUAAAAAAGAACUAACAGAGUUGUAUCAGAAUUUGGAAAAGUUGCAAUCUCAAUUAGAUGCUCUUAAAUAGGCCUUGAAUAGUUAGCAUUAUUUAUAAUUGUCACUAAACUUUGUAUAUUACAAAUAAAUAUA
Molecule: messenger RNA, 758 nt
Organism: Colletes gigas
Lineage: Eukaryota; Metazoa; Arthropoda; Insecta; Hymenoptera; Colletidae
Gene: Vlet
Product: COMM domain-containing protein 10
Exons: 3
Coding region: 103-696 (197 amino acids)
Source: RefSeq, a predicted model, not a curated record